GGUAGCUGAUGUGGUUAGUUUGAAUUGAGCAAAUUCACUUUUAUUAUAAGAGAUCUUACUAAUUAAUUUGUUAUCUACUCCCUAACAAGUCAGAUUUCAUGUUUAGUUGUAAAUGAAGAAUCUGGAUCUGUUAUCAAAACAAAGGUCGCUUUAUUCAGAUCUGAAGAAGAAGAAGAAUAGUCAUUCAACUGUGUCAAGGUCUCUGAUUCGAAUAUGUCUUCAACAACAACAGAUUCUACAGAAUUGCAAAAUCUUAUCCAACGGUUUCAAAAUUACAAACCUCAUCCUCUACCACAUCCUCCUGCAAAAUCUUCAGCUGUCUUAGUUUGUCUAUACCAAGAACAAAGAGAAGACAAGAAUGAGCUACGAGUAAUCUUAACCAAACGCUCCUCUACUCUCUCUUCUCAUCCUGGGGAGGUAGCAUUGCCUGGAGGAAAAAGAGACGAAGAAGAUUCAGAUGAUGUAGCUACUGCGUUGAGAGAAGCUCGUGAAGAAAUCGGUCUAGAUCCUUCUCUUGUUACAAUCAUUUCUGUUCUUGAACCAUUUGUUAACAAGAAGGGAAUGUUGGUUGUACCAGUUAUCGGUUUCCUACUCGAUAAGAAAGCGUUUAGACCGUUACCAAAUCCAGCUGAAGUGGAAGAAAUCUUCGAUGUUCCAUUAGAGAUGUUCCUGAAGGACAAGAAUAGGCGAGCGGAGGAACGAGAGCACGAAGGGCAUAAGUAUCUUCUUCAGUACUUCGAUUACUAUUCCGAAGAUAAAGAGAGAAACUUUAUCAUAUGGGCAAUCACUGCUGGUAUUCUGAUAAGAGUUGCCUCCAUUGUUUAUCAGAGAUUACCAGAGUUUGAAGAACGUAAGCCAAGAUUCUGGAAUCAUCGCAAUUGAUUCUUGACUUCAUCUUAUUGAAAAAAUGAAACUUUCAUGUAUAAUAAGGGUUACAAAUCGAAUCUUCUCAGUGUGUAGAAGCAUAUGUUAAAUGUGUUUCAAGAAUCUGUAUUUACUCUA
Molecule: messenger RNA, 1002 nt
Organism: Capsella rubella
Lineage: Eukaryota; Viridiplantae; Streptophyta; Magnoliopsida; Brassicales; Brassicaceae
Product: nudix hydrolase 11
Exons: 4
Coding region: 214-882 (222 amino acids)
Biological process (GO): coenzyme A catabolic process
Molecular function (GO): coenzyme A diphosphatase activity; acetyl-CoA hydrolase activity
Source: RefSeq, a predicted model, not a curated record